Molecule: messenger RNA, 1088 nt
Organism: Ostrinia furnacalis (Asian corn borer)
Lineage: Eukaryota; Metazoa; Arthropoda; Insecta; Lepidoptera; Crambidae
Product: epidermal growth factor receptor substrate 15 homolog
Exons: 8
Coding region: 16-987 (323 amino acids)
Source: RefSeq, a predicted model, not a curated record
CCAAGAGGAUCUGUCAUGGCUGACGCUCUCCAGACACAAGAGACCGGUGGCGGGGAAGGAGCUCCAGCUCCACCAGCGACCCCCACUCAGGACCCGAAGCCAGCCAGCUCUGAAGCGCAGGACGUCAAGCCUGCCGCUGUUGAACCACAACAAGUAAAUGAACAAAUUGAAGCCAAGAAGGAACCAGAGCCAGAACCAACACAACCUGUAGAAGCUAAACAAGAAGAAGUGAAACCAACAGAAGUUAAGCCAACAGAAGUCAAACCAACGGCAGAGCCUUCAGUAGACCAGAAUGGGAACGAUGUCGCACAAAAUAACACAGAUACCAAAGACGCUAACUGGCAACAGAGAGAGUUAGAACUUUUAAAGAAGAUCGAAGAAUUAGAAAAAGUCAAGAAUGAAACGACUGAAGAUGGAUUGAAAUUGGAGUUGAAGGUUCGCGAAGAAGAGAUUGAUCUCUUGAAGGCAAGAGUUAAAAAUCUAGAGACUGAACUCCAGGCUGCAUUGUCAAAACCCAGUGGCAAAAACCAUGAGAUGAUUGAGAAUAUUAAACAGCAACAUGAAGAGCUGCUAAGCAAAGCCCGUGGCAUGAUCUUUGACAAAACAAAGAUGGUGAAGAACCAGGAGCUGCAGAUUGAGGCUUUGACGACGCAAGUGCAGUCGCUGAAAGACAUCAACCAAAUCACGAAAGAUUUGCUUGAGAUAAGGAAUUCAGAAAUCAAAGCUAUGGAGGACCGCCUGGCUGUCAUGGAAACACGCUUCAAGACGGAGAAGGAGCGCUUUGGAUUGGUGCUGCAGCGCGCUCAGACCAGUUCCAACAUCAACGGUGACCUCAAGAAGGAGUACGAGACUCAGCUUGCCAUAUUCAAGGAACUCAGGGAGAAAUACGAGCAAAGGGUUAAGGCUCUCGUCGCUGAAAACGAGAGGCUCAAGGCAUCUAUUACUCCUAAUGACACCUCUGGCAGCUCGACAUCUGCGGCGAAGUGACAGGGCAAACAAAAGACUGUUUCAAUGUAAAAUACGGCACAACAGAUAAGUUGCCCGCUGCAUUUUUACGAAAUGAUACGAUGAUAUUUAAUUUUGUAUUG